This is a messenger RNA of Penaeus monodon (black tiger shrimp), 1933 nucleotides long. Its product is annotated as gastrula zinc finger protein XlCGF8.2DB-like. The record is from RefSeq and is a predicted model, not a curated record. Gene Ontology annotation, molecular function: RNA polymerase II cis-regulatory region sequence-specific DNA binding; DNA-binding transcription factor activity, RNA polymerase II-specific. NCBI's taxonomy places the organism in Eukaryota, Metazoa, Arthropoda, Malacostraca, Decapoda, Penaeidae. The transcript is spliced from 4 exons. The coding region runs from base 374 to 1495 and encodes 373 amino acids. Gene Ontology annotation, cellular component: nucleus. Gene Ontology annotation, biological process: regulation of transcription by RNA polymerase II.
UCAAGAUUGUUGGCUGGAGAAUGCAACUGAAAUGAUCAUCAGAUUUGUUCUCAUCUCACAACAACAAAUCUGAUGAUAUAAAUAUUGUCUGGGAAGACCCGGUUGUCAUUUUCGGUAAAUUAACCGGCUUUGGAUGAUGUGUUGGGCAGAUCUGCAUUGUAUAAGGAUUUACCCUGUUGCUGUGAUUCCACGAGAGUCUGUCAGACAUUUCCUUUGAAACCAGAUUUCUAGAUUUGAUUGAACUGGAUUUGAACACAAUCUGCUCACAUAGAAAGCAGUUUGCACAUGACAGUAGUUCAAGAAUUCAAGUUCUUCUCAGGUAAAUGUCAGAGCAAUUAUUGGGAAUUUUGUAUGAGUGACAGCAACUGCUACCAUGGAUGACUCAGGCUUAGACUUGAAAGUGUAUGACAGCAAAAUCGAAUUUGUUGCUGUGAAGGAAGAACAUAUGGAAGAUAUUGUUGAGGAGGAUUUCCAGGAAGUAAAAGAAGAAAUUAUUGAGGAUGUAGAGGAAGAGAAUGCUGUAUAUAUAAAGACAGAAGAUGAAGUCAAUGCAGAUUAUGAAUGCCCAAUGUCUGAAGAUGGCAAAACUUUUGGCAAAGAAGCAGAUAAGAAUGACUCAGAUUUGUUGAUGUGUGAAGACAUAGAUCCACUAUCAUCAGUGGCAGUUGUGAAUGAAGAUUGUAGGAACAUGUGCUCAUCAGAUAGUGAUCAGGCAACAGGCAGAGAAGGCAAUGAGAAGGUGGCAUGUAGAAAAGAGGAAGCAAAAAAGAAACAAUUCCCAUGUGAAGUAUGUGGUAAGAAAUUUGACUAUAAGAGUAUGUUUAUACGUCACAUAACAGUACAUACGAGAGAAAAGUCUUUUAUUUGUGAGAUAUGCAGUAAGUCAUUUGCAAGAAAAUCUAAUCUAGUGAAGCACAUGAGAGUACAUAAAAAUGUAAAACCUUUCAGUUGUGAGGUUUGUAGUGAGUCAUUUGCAUGGAAACGUGAUCUGAGGAGUCACAUGGGGAUACAUACAAAAGAGAAGCCAUUUACUUGUAAAGUGUGUAAUAAGUCAUUUGCUUGGAAACGAGAUCUGGUGAAACACACAAGAAAACACACAAAAGAGAAGCAUUUUCAAUGUGAGAUAUGUACUAAAGCCUUCUUUGAUGAAUGGAAUCUAGUGAAGCAUAUGAGAGUACAUACAAAAGAGAAGCCAUAUGUUUGUGAAGUCUGUAGCAAGGCAUUUUCUGAGAAAAGUAAUCUAGUGCGGCACAUAAGGGUACAUACAAGAGAAAAGGAUCAUACAUGUGAAGUGUGUAAAAAAGCAUUUUCUGAAAAAAAUGCACUUAUGUUGCAUAUAAAAAUACAUACAGGAGAGAAGCCAUUCAACUGUGAGAUAUGCAGUAGGGCAUUUGCUGUGAAAGCUUAUUUAUUGAAGCAUAUUAGAGUGCACAGUAACCAGAAGGAAAAGAAAGAAGAGAAGAAAGGAAAGGAGAGGCACUCUCAAACCUUGUAAAGAGGUAGGGUGGGAAGAUCAAUCUAUUGUUGACUAAUAUAUGUGAUUCUGUCAAGUGUAGUAUGUCCAUUUUCAAGAAGGUGGAAACUAGCAGCUAACCCUGGCCUGUGAAGUACUCCAGUGCCCUCUCUUAUUUUAUUCUAAUUAACUGACACAUUAUUUUUGUUUUACUUUUGUUUUAAGGUUUUCCUUUCAUAAGACUGAACAGAGUAUAGAGGUUGGAUGUGCCCUCGUUAUAUUUCUUUAGAUACAUUUAGAAUGUUCAUGUGAGUAUCCUGAUAUUUGUAUCUUUAUACUAGCAACUUAACAACCUUGGAAUGUACUUUUGGUAAGGUUGUUCUGUGUUAUAUAAUUUGAUAUAGUAUAUAUAUGUAUACUUAUAAAUGUAUAGGUAUAUGUAUAUGAAUAUGUUUAUAUGUAUGCAUGUGUAUAUAAAUA